AUGUCCCAGCGAGCAGAUGCCUCCCAGUGUGGUGGGGUUGUGGUCGAGUUCGAGUCUGACGAUAUCAGGAAUGCAAGAGCUCAGAAAGCGAGGAGUAUACCAGGUUCAGCUCUUAUCUACCUCAGAGGUCCCAAGUUUCUCAUCUAUGUCAGUGGAGCAUUGUCAAUGUGGGGUGACCGCAUGUGGCACUUUGCUAUCUCUGUGUUCCUGAUUGAGCUGUAUGGCCGUAACCUGCUGUUGACAGCGGUGUUUGGAUUGGUAGUGGCUGGGUCAGUGCUCCUGCUUGGAGCUUUGAUUGGAGACUGGGUUGAUCGCAAUCCAAGGAAUAAAGUUGCACAUGCAUCUCUUUUCAUUCAGAACAUCUCAGUGACAGUAUGUAGCAUUGUGCUCAUGUUGGUGUUCUCAUAUAAGCAAAGGAUUGAACAGAUCUGGGACGGCUGGCUUACUGUGGUUUGUUAUACGGUGGUGAUCGUCCUGGCAGAUGUGGCAAACCUUGCGAGCACAGCGCUGACCAUUGCCAUUCAGAGGGACUGGAUUGUGGUUAUUACAGGCUACAACCGAGGUCACCUAGCUGGAAUGAAUGCAACCAUGAGGCGGAUAGAUCAGGUGACUAACAUCCUGGCCCCACUAGCAGUGGGACAGGUCAUGACCCUGGCCUCCAAUGUAGUAGGCUGUGGCUUCAUCCUGGGCUGGAACCUUGUGUCACUCAUUGUGGAGUUCUUCUUCUUGUCACGAGUGUACCGCAUCGUCCCAGCGCUCUCGAUCAAACCCCCUGUGGUGGAGGUGGAUCAGGUGUAUCUGCAGCGCUUGGAGAGGAGAAGGUCACUAGGGGAAGGUAUCGUUGCACAACCUCAGCCUCUGACCGAAGGCAACUGCAACACAGGCCUGCACCUAAAAGAAAUCACAAACCUGCCACUGUGUUUCCUGAGGUUUCGCUGGUUGUUGAGCACCUGUAAGGACGGCUGGAGGGCCUACUAUCGGCAGCCUGUCUUCCUGGCAGGAAUGGGCCUGGCUUUCCUCUACACAACAGUGCUGGGCUUCGACUGCAUUACCACUGGCUAUGCCUACACUCAGGGUAUAAGCGGCUCUCUACUUAGUCUACUGAUGGGUGUUUCAGCUAUCACGGGGCUGUUGGGCACUCUGAUGUUCACCAGACUCAGGAAGACAUAUGGCCUGGUUAACACAGGCAUAAUCUCGAGCUGCCUCCACCUGGGCUGCUUGCUGCUGUGUGUGUGCUCCGUGUUUGCCCCUGGCAGCCCUAUGGAUCUUAGCUUGCUGAAGCCCUACAUUACCAACUCCUCUGAGGUCGGAGGGAUGGCGAGCCAAAGGCAAAAACAUACAUUUCCGCUGAGGGGGGGAAGCAAUCAACCACUGCUUCCCGACCGCUCCUCCAUUCAUUGGACCAACAACACCGUGCUUUUUGACAACGUGCCCUCUGGCACAGCGCCAGAGUCCUACAUCUCCAUUAUCCUGUUGUUCUUGGGCGUCAUCACAGCACGCAUCGGUCUGUGGUCCUUCGACCUGACAGUGACCCAGCUCCUGCAGGAGAACAUCUGUGAGUCAGAGAGGGGGGUGGUAAACGGUGUGCAGAGCUCCAUGAAUUAUCUGAUGGAUCUGCUUCACUUCAUCAUGGUUAUCUCCGCUCCACAGCCACAGCACUUUGGCAUCCUAGUUAUCAUUUCUGUGUUGUUCAUCACCACCGGGCACACCAUGUACUUUGUGUAUGCGCACCAAGCCAAGAGAAAACGCCGCCUCAACACAUAAGGAGCACAUGUGGCCCCACACACUCACGUGUGAGAUGCAUACCAGCACUGACUCCACUCUGCACCUGUGAAAUGAGUGUCUCCCUCCUGUUCCUUCAGCAAUCUUAUUGCAACACUCCACAUCUGACGUAGCCAUUCAUUUCAGCACAACACAGCGAAUGCCUGUCCCACCUCUGUUGCUUUCUUCUUGCAGGGCCAUGUGCCACAGCAGCAAACAAGACCUCAGGUGAAGUAGAG
Messenger RNA from Platichthys flesus (European flounder), 2000 nucleotides. Its product is annotated as solute carrier family 40 member 1. The record is from RefSeq and is a predicted model, not a curated record. Gene Ontology annotation, molecular function: iron ion transmembrane transporter activity. Lineage: Eukaryota; Metazoa; Chordata; Actinopteri; Pleuronectiformes; Pleuronectidae. The transcript has 8 exons. Bases 1 to 1764 code for a protein of 587 amino acids. Gene Ontology annotation, cellular component: membrane. Gene Ontology annotation, biological process: iron ion transmembrane transport.